AUGUGGGGUUUCGCGCUCGAACCGACGAAGCGUAUCGGAGGGGUGUCGCCACCUCGCCGUCCGAUCAGGCAUCGACCCGGAACCUCCAGAAAAGCCGGCGGAAUUCUUGGCUGGAUUCCCGGCGGAGCUGGCAACAGCUGGCGAACGAUCUGCUCGCCGGUGAUCGCUCUCGUGGUGAUCUGGCUGCUGGGAAUGAUCAUCUGGAACAGCGGAGUUAUCAGCCUUAAGAAGCAAACAACCGCUCCAACCGACUCAACUACCGGUCUGGACUCCUCAUCUGAAUACGGCGGCGAUGCUACUUCCAUGGGUGAUGGUACCACCGAUGACAGCUCAGAUCUCACCCCCUCUUUUACCAAUAAGAUGUCGUCUGGUGGAGGGGGAUUCGGGGGAGGCUUGGGAACAGGCUCGAGAACCGGCUUGGGAGCAGGAUUCGGGGCCGGUUCGGGAGCAGGUUCGGGAGCAGGUUCGGGAGCAGGUUCGGGAGCAGGAUUCGGGGCAGCGGAUGAGGGUCUGGAUUCCGAGGACGGGGACGGGGAGACAGGCGGCCUAGCGUCGGGAUUCCCAAGGUCCUCUGGCACCACUGGCGCUGGUCGGAUGGGGGGGGGUCUGAACUCAGGGGAUUCUUCCAGAACUUCCCCCUGGAGUUCCGCUGGUGGGGGCAACAGGGGCGGGCUGGGGGCAGGUGGAGGGGAGGAUGAGGAUGAGGAUGGAAUGAUGGGAACUGGUGGGAGUGGUGGGUCGAGGGAUGGGUUUCCCACCAGCAGUAGUAGCAGUAGCAGCAGAGACGGUAUGUGGGGUGGUGGCAGCAGCGGUGGUGCUGCAGGGGGAGGUAGGUUCGGGGGAGGUGGUGGUGCUGGGGCAGGCGGAAGCAGGUGGGGAGGGGGAGGCGCGGCCAAAACGUGGGGAGGGAGAGGCGGGGCGGCGGGUAUGUCAGGGGAGGAUGCGGAUGAGGAUGGAGAGAGCCGAGGUGGUGGGGGAGGUGGACUUGGGGUAUCCAACAGUCGUGUGCCUAAAACGGGUUCAAGAUCGUGGGGAAUGGACGGUGAGGAUGAUAUGGAGGCUGGUGGUGGUGGGAAUACGGGCGGGUUGGGAUCCCGGGGUGGGGCAGGUGGGUUUGGUAGAGGGGGAAGGGGUGGGGGGAGGGUGAGAGGAGGUGAGGAGGAGGAGGAGGAAGGGGAGGAGGAACAGGAGGAGGAAGCGGGAGGGGAGGAGGAGGAGGAGGAGGAAGAGGAGGAAGAGAGCGAGGAGGGAGAGGAGGGGGAUGAGGAUGAGGAGGGGGAAAGCGACCGGGGACGGGGUAGGGGUAGGACUAAGAGGAAGAAGAAGGGAGGGCGGCGGGGGAAAGGUGCUGCGGCAGAUGAAGAUGAGGAAGAGGAGGAGGAGGAGGAGGAAGGAGACGGAGAGGGAGGAGACGAGGAGGAGGAAGAUGAGGAGGAGGAGGUAUCCAACAGUAAGAAGGGGAGGAAGGGCCGUGGUGCUGCUAGGAAGAGAGCAGGGAAAGGAGCGAGGAAGAGGAAAGGAAGCUAUGAUGAUGAGGAGGAAGAGGACGAGGAGGAGGAGGAGGUGGAAGAAGCGGAAGAGGAGGAGGACGACGCAGCGAGAACCAGGAAGAAGAAGCGUGGCGGUGGUGCAACCAAGAAGGGGCGGAAGGGGAAGAAGGGGAGGAAAGGGAAGAAGAAGAAGGGGAAGCGGGAUGCAGGGGAGGAGGAUCUUGAUUCAGCCAAUCUCGAUUCAGUGGACAUGGAGGGGAAGAAAGCAGUCAACGAGGCGGAGAGAGCAGAGGAGGAGGCAGAGCGGGCAGUGGCAGAAGCAGAUGGGGAGACGGGCACUAAAACGGCUGUGGAUAGCGCAGUUCAGAGCAUGCCAGAGAGUGAUGUGGCUCAGAUAUACUACUCUGUGAAGACUGUCCAGCGAGGUGUGGAGUCGGCUCAACUGGACGAGGAGGAGGAGGAAGAGGAGGGCAUGUCGACCCACCGGCUGCGCAACGUGGCGUUCCUGCGCAUCCCGGGGACCCCCGUGACGGGGCAGCGAGUGCUGGACUUUGAGCGCCAGCUGGCGUGCGUGUCCCGCGACGGGCUGUGGGCGGUGAACUCCACGCCCCGCUGGAUGCCGUGGGACCUUAAUCCCUUGAGUGUGGCCCGCCAGCCCAACUAUCGUUCUUGUGACCUGCUCUUUGCCAAGCGGAAGGGCGGUGUGUUUGGGGCAGCAGCGGAGAGGGCACGGAGGUUGCCCAACGCAAGGGCAGCAUGGCGGGUGCGCCGGGAGCUGCUGUACCAGUGGCGCCCCUCCAGCCCCCUCCGCUGCCCCUUCCAACAGUUCGACCGCGAGGGGUUCUGCCGCGCCGUGAGGGGGCGCAACGUGGUGGUGGUGGGGGACGCGUUUAGUCUCGACUGGCAUGACUCGCUGCUCAAUCACCUUGUGACUGCAGGGACUAAGCACAAAGCAGGGCAGCUGGGAGAUGCCUGGGCCAAUGUCACAGAGGGGGCAUGCUUCGAAAGGGGUCACCGCCUCUGCACCGACGUCCCUCUUAUCCCCCCCUCCACCACUACCACUGGUGGUGCUGCUGCUGACCCCUCAACUCUAGUCGACCCUGACUCUCAUGCACCUUCCCCUCUCCGCCCACCCAUCUACCAGGGCCAACCAGAGGACAGCACAGGGGGAGAGGAGGACGGGCAGGACAGGGGCGAGGAGGAGGAGGGCGCAAGGGGGAUGCGGGCGAGUGGCGAGACGGGUGUGGGUGGACUCAGAAGUGGGUUCCAGAGAAAGGGAUGGGGAAGAGGCAGAGGGCUGGCUGGGUUGACUUUUGAGUCGACUCAAAAGAGAGGCGAGGAGGAGGAGGGCGCCAGGGGGGUGCGGGAGAGUGGCGAGUUGAGUGUUGGUGGACUCAGAAGUGGGUUCCAGAGAAAGGGGGUCACACGGGGGGAGGAGGACGGGCAGGCGAGUGGCGAGUUGGGUGUGGGUGGACUCAGGAGUGGGUUUCAGAGAAAGGGUUGGGGAAGAGGCAGAGGCCUGGCUGGGAGAGUGAGAACUGGCGACUGGGAGGGGGAGGCGGGGAGUGGGGAGGCUGACGGGCUCGGGAGCAGAGAACGGGGUGAGAGUGGGGAGGGAGAAGAAUCGGAGUCGUCGACGGGGUUUACCAGAGUGGAGCAGGAGGGGGAGUGGGGAGAAGCGGGCAGUGGGGUUGCGCGAGCAGGGAGGACCGGGAGGAAGAGAAGGGCAGGCGGUAGGCAGGGGGUUGGCGGAGACGUGCCGAACCAAGGGCUUAGCAAGGAGCGCGGUGGUGUGAGUCAGACGCUUAACAGCAAGGAGGGAGGGGAUGGUGUGGUGGUGAGUAGGAGGAGGAUGGCGGGGUUCAACCUGCGGGUGGUGCUGAACGCGUUUGCAGCGCCGGACACGGGGCGACCCACGCGGCUCAACAACCGCUGGCUCAAGCGCCUCAAGAAGUGGAAAACCAGCAUCCUCGUGCUCUCCCGCACCCCCGCCUUUGGCGACAAGGAGCUGAUGCUGCAGGAGGUGCGGGAUACAUUAGAGGCAGUGAGAGACCUGUAUCCGGACAUGCUUGUCAUCUGGCGCAGCGCGGUGGGCGGCCAUCCCAGCUGUCAGCACUUCACUCGCCCUCUCAGGUCCCGCCCUGCACUGCUGGCGGCCAAGGGGAAGAUUCCCGACGUGUGGCUGCGGCAUGCUGAGAUGAACGCCGCUAUCAGACCGCUGCUCAAGGAGUACGGGGCAGUAUACAUGGACGUUGAUUCAGCCACCUCUUUGCGCCCCGACGGCCAUCACGAGCGCAUGGACGGCAGCAUCAACUACCACCACUACUGCAUGCCCGGCCCGCUCGACCACUGGGUGUCUCUCUUCCACAACCUGCUGCUGCUGCUCCACCACCACUCGCCUCCCCCCGCCCUCCCUGCUUCCGCUGCUGCUGCUGCUGCUGCUGCCUCUCCUCCUGACCUCUGUCCUCUCGUACCCCCCUCCCCCCCCAAACCUACCCGCCAGGAGUACGGGGCAGUAUACAUGGACGUUGAUUCAGCCACCUCUUUGCGCCCCGACGGGCAUCACGAGCGCAUGGACGGCAGCAUCAACUGCCACCACUACUGCAUGCCCGGCCCGCUCGACCACUGGGUGUCGCUCUUCCACAACCUGCUGCUGCUGCUCCACCACCACUCGCCUCCCACCGCCCUCCCUGCUUCCGCUGCUGCUGCUGCUGCUGCUGCUGCUGGUGUUGGUGCUGGUGUUGCUGGUGCUGCUGGAUUUGGUGGUGGCGACGCCUGCACCAACUUCUCGGCGUGCAUCCCAGGGACGCGCAUUCGGGGCGAAGCGGCAGUGGUGGAGGCGCAGCAGGAGGUGGCGUCCUGCACCAACUUCUCGGCGUGCAUCCCAGGAACACGCAUUCGCGGGGAAGCGGCAGUAACUGAAGCACAGCAGGAGGUGGCGUGUGUGGCGGAGGAUGGCAAGUGGGUGCGCUUCAACACGCCCCGCUGGCUGCCCUGGUCCCGCGACCCCCACACCAACCCGCGCGCGCCUCACUACGGCACGUGUGACCUCAUGCACGUUAACGAGACGGGCGGCAAGGGCAUGUACGGGUAUGCGGCGGACAAGUUCCGGAAGAAUCCGGGCGAUCGGGAGUGGCACGUGCGGCCAGAACUGAAGUACCAGUGGAAGGCCAGCCGAUUCUGCCCGCCGUUCAUGGGGUUCAACCGGCACAAGUUCUGUGCGGCGGUGGGGCGGCGCAACGUGCUGCUUGUGGGGGACACGACUCAGCUGGCGCUGCACGACGUGUUUCUCAACCACGUCACCACGAUUGCGACACAGAAGGAGAUUGGGGAUAUAGCUGAUGCAUGGACGGCGCCCAACAACCAGCCGGCGUGUGCCACCAGCGCCCCUCAUGUGGUGUGCUCCGACAUUGUGCCGGGGGGCUUCACCUUCCGCGUCGCCCACAACAACCUGCUCACACCCGACUCGCCCGGGGGAGGGGCGUUCAACCAGCGGUGGCUGGGGCACCUGAGGAAAUGGAACGUGUCCAUUGUGGUCCUCAACAAGGGAUUCGAGCGCCGACCGACCCCGGUGUACCUCAAGACUCUCCGCCAGACGCUCACGAAGUUCCGCCAGGUGGCACCUGACACGCUGCUGAUCUGGCGAUCCACGUGGCGCGGCCAUGAGGGCUGUGAGAAUGCCACGGAGCCACUGGCAGCGCCGCCCGAUAAUGCCACCCGGGCUGGUCCAUGGGCAUUUGUACUGGAGCAGAAUGAGGCAGUGCGAGAUUUGAUUAGGAUGGCAUCAGUCGCGUUGGACCCUCCCCGCCAUUGCUGGCGCGUCGCUCGGCCACUUCCCGCCGUGAUUCGCGCGUCCGCGUGUCGGAAGGGCGGAGUCAGUCAGCUCAAGAGCAGCCACCGACGGCUCCUCGUGCUCACCGCCAAGCCGAAAUGGCGAUGCGUGACGUUCAAGCGCAGCAGCCAUAAAUGCCACGCGUCUCACUCCGAGUUCAACGGAAAUCCCAGGAAACUCACCCAGCCCCUAUCCCACACAUUCCCUCCCCUCGUCGUCUCACACGCAAGCAGGGCCCACUUCCCUCGGAACGGACACGGCAACGGCAACUCCCACUGGUCCCACCACCCCUCAGCGUCUGGCUCCGAGCGAGCGAGUCACCAGAACGCAGCACGGAGCCAUGAGAGGGGAUACGAGGGGCGAUAUGAGGGGCGGCAUGGGGGGCGGCAUGGGAGAGGGUAUGGGAGAGGAGACGUUAGAGGGUACGCUCAGAGUGGCUCUGAACGGCCCGCUUCCCCUGGCUCUUCCCCGUCCCCUUCCUCGUCCGCCUCCCCUUUCGCUUCCUCCUCUCCUCCCUUCGGCCAGUCCGCCGCCUCACACUCCUCCUCCUCCUCGCCUGCCACCUCAACUGCUUCGCCAGACUCGAAUGCUGCCGCUGCGGGGGCUGCUCCCGGGGAGUUUGCUUUCCAUUCGCAUCACACGAUCCUGGACGUUGAUCAGGUUGAUCCGACGGCUGGCGAUGCUGCUGCGUGGGGUGGGCUGGACUCGGCUGCAGCGGCAGCGGCGUGGGAGAGGAGCUUUCUGAAGCGGGUGGUUGACACGAUCACCGAUUCCAAGUACUUCAAUCUGCAGACAGCUGGAUGGCUCAUGGCGGGUGCUGCUACGGCGGCAGUGGGCGUGCAGGUCACGGCACACAUCAUCCAGGCAAUCGAGUCCGUCCCUCUGCUUGCCUCACUAGAGAUUCUCGUUGGUGCUGCUGUCACCACCAACGUCGCCACCACCAUCGCUGGAGGGGGGGAAGCGCGCGAGCGCCUGGAGCAGCAGUGGGACGAGUUUGUGAAACGAGUCAGCGGCACGUAUGGGCUGUCGGACCCGGUGUUUGACGAGAUGGAGAGCGGCAAGGACCUCGAGCAGCACGUCCGGGCUGGGCUGUCGGACCCGGUGUUUGAUGAGGUGGAGAGCGGCAAGGACCUUGAGGUGGGCUCCCUUCGAAUCGGCACUUAUGGGCUGUCCGACCCGGUGUUUGACGAGAUGGAGAGCGGCAAGGACCUUGAGGCUCAGAUUCAGGACCUGCUGUCGCAGUGCAGUGCACUUAUAGCCGACGCAGCACUGCAGCACAGCACGCAGAAGCCUCCACACCUCGGAGGCGACACACCAGGAGAAACCCAGCGGCAGAGGGAGACGCGGGCAGCAGAGGGAUUGCGGAGGGCCGCAGAGAGACUUGAUCCAAAGCCUGCAAACAGCACAGGAAAGAGGACAGAGGGGGGGGAGCUGAAGCAGGGGAAAAGGAGGGAGGGUGCACAGGCUGAUCCUGAGGUGCCUCAGAGACAGGCUGGCGGGGAGGAGGGGGAGGAGGGGGAGGAGGGGGAGGAGGGGGAGGAGGGGGAGGAGGGCGAGGAGGGGGGGGAAGCGGUGGUGGCGGUGAGAAAGGCGGAGCUGGUGCAGGUGUUAUCCGAGUUCGUGGAGAGGAGGGAGGGCAGGGCGAGGCGCGUGAACCGCAUGCUGCAGCAGGAGGUGCAGGCGGGCAGAGGGCUGGAGGGAAGACUGGGAGACCUGACUAAGCGCAGGGCGAGGCGCGUGAACCGCAUGCUGCAGCAGGAGGUGCAGGCGGGCCGAGGGCUGGAGGGGCGACUGGGAGACCUCACUAAGGCGCUGGAGGUGCGCACGUUGGCGUCCGUGGCAGCAGCACAGAACGCGCUGGAGGUGCGCACGUUGGCGUCCGUGGCAGCAGCACAGAACGCACUGGAGGUGCGCACGUUGGCGUCCGUGGCAGCAGCACAGAACGUGGCUCGCCUGCAGGCGCUCAACGACUCGCUGCAGGCGGAGCGCAACAGCGUGACAAGUCAGCUGUCUGCGUUGACCAAUCAGAUCACAGGGCUGUCCACGUCACUGGACGUGCUGACGAGGCAGCAGGACUCCGUGUCCCAGUCCAACACGGUGCUGCGUGCUCGCCUGCGCAAGGCCCUGCUUGAGAAGCGCCAGCUGGCGCAAUCAUUGCGGGCGGCGCACCGCGUGCAGAGCGAGCGGGCGAGUGACGUGGAGGGGCGGCUGCGGGCGGAAUAUAUGGCAGGCAUGCUACAGGUGAGGGGCGUGGAGGGGCGGCUGAGGGCAGUGGGCGUGCAGCUGAGGGCGAGCGAGGGGGCGAUGGUGGUGCAGAGGAGAGAGGAGGAGGCGAAUCUGAAGUCGUACCUGUCUCAGCAUGCUGCUAUCAAGUCAGAGCGCAAUGCAGCGGUGGUGCAGGCGAGUGACUUGGAGCGCCGGGUGGCAUCUGCAGAAGCUCAGUUGAAGGAGGUCAACCGAUCGCGUGACCACCUCUUCAUCACCAACCAUGAGUUGAAUACGCGCUUGACAGCAGCAAUGAACGAGAACCGGCUGCUGCAGCAGCGGGUGGAUCAGCUGCAGCGCACCAGCCGCCACUCCGCUGCCGCCUUCAGAGACAGGGAGACCACCCUCAAGCAACACCUCGCGGAUCGCCAUGCUGAGCUGGCAGCCUCUCGCCAGCAGGCGGCUGCUGAGCUGGCACGAGUGACGUCCAGGCUGGAAGCUGAAGUGAGAGCAGCGCAGGAGGAGGUGGUGGAGAGCAAGGGGGAGAGAGCAGCGCAGGAGGAGGUGGUGGAGAGCAAGGGGGAGAGAGCAGCGCAGGAGGAGGUGGUGGAGAGCAAAGGGGAGGUGAGGUGGCUGGAGGAACAGGUGGAGUCGAUGCGGGAAGAGGGGCAGUUGCACACGGCACGGCUGAGAGCUGCUGUGGCUGCUGCUGAGAAGCGGGCGCAAGAGCUGCACACGGCACGGCUCAGAGCUGCUGUGGCUGCUGCUGAGAAGCGGGCACAAGAGAACGCGUUGAGGGAAGAGGGGCAGCUGCACACGACACGGCUGAGAGCUGCUGUUGCUGCCGCUGAGAAGCGGGCACAAGAGGGGUAUAUUUAG
Messenger RNA from Closterium sp. Naga37s-1, 8406 nucleotides. NCBI's taxonomy places the organism in Eukaryota, Viridiplantae, Streptophyta, Zygnematophyceae, Desmidiales, Closteriaceae. The record is from the annotation of a GenBank genome assembly.